Molecule: messenger RNA, 3143 nt
Organism: Bactrocera oleae (olive fruit fly)
Lineage: Eukaryota; Metazoa; Arthropoda; Insecta; Diptera; Tephritidae
Gene: ecd
Product: ecdysoneless cell cycle regulator
Cellular component (GO): nucleus
Source: RefSeq, a predicted model, not a curated record
AUUGUAUUGCAAAUAUGCAAACAUAUUUGGAAAGAACAAACAGCGUAAAGCUUUCCUAAAAGUUAUGAAAAUAUUAGAAAAAGAAAAACUAAGGGGGUCUCAUCAUAUCUUUAUUUACAAUUCUUUAAUAUGUUUAUACUUUACUUCCACAUUCGUAAAUAUUUACGAAUGACGCAAAAGAAAAUAUGUGAUAAAGCUGGCAAAAGGUUUGUUCGUCUGAGGCGAAAUUAACCGCAUUCACAAUAAUGAAAUGGGUUCACAUAAAAGAGUGCAGAUCAACAAUUUUAAUUUUAUUAGAAAAUUGUUAUGAUUUGUAAUGUUUUUACAAAUUUUAAAUAAAUAAAUUUUGCAAUAUAUGCUUACAUUUAUACGUACUAACACCUUCACAACACAAUAUAUUGUAAUAUAAAAAAUGCUCUACUACGUUAAAAAAUAUAUACAUAUUUUUGUUUGUUUUGAAUUUUACGCAUGGCAACUUGAUGGUAUUUCAAGUUCACGAUGGUUAACAAAGGAUGCAAUUCCGUGCUGUCUGGUGAAGAUUAUUGGUUAUAAAAAAAUUAAUAUUUGUGUUUUAUGAAAAGUGGGACUUAUCAAGCAUUAUUGUGUUACCAGCUUCAUUAAGUUGGCAACGAAACAUAUUUCUUCUACAUUAAAGUCUUAAGUACAUUCAAUAGCAUAACACAAUGGACAAAUUACCUGGAUGUAAAUUGGAAUUCGUGCGCGAUGACGAUUAUGUGGAGUAUUUCAUUUUUCCAGAACUUCCAGAUAAUUUAACAAAUAUACAAAAUGAGUGCACAGAAUUAGAAAAUCUCAGCACAACAUUGCUGGCAUUUCAAAAGCAAUGCUUAGAAAUCGUUGACAAACGUGUGAAAAAUUACGGCUAUAUUUGGCACAAAGACGAAUUUCACUUGCAAAUACGUACUGAGUGUGCGCAGGAAAGAUUAUUGAACGAUGAAAUUAAUGUUGACUCCAACGAUGCUCCGACAGCGUUUCCUCUGCCCCCGCAUCUUCAUGGUGUUACGCAUUACGGUGAUAAUAUUGAGGACGAAUGGUUCAUAGUACACCUUUUGCAUGAGUUGACACGUGAGAUUUCCGGUUGUAUUGCGCGCGUCAUUGAUGCCGAUGGCGAAUUCCUUUUAAUUGAAGCUGCUGAUGCACUGCCUUCAUGGGCUAAUCCCGAUAAAUGUGAGCAAAGAGUUUAUAUUGCCAAUGGGCACAUGCAACUGGUGCAGAAAUUAACAUCAAAACCGUCAAAAAAGUUAUCAGUGUGCACUGCUUUGGAAAAUAUACGACAAACCCCUACACUCUAUCGUGUGGCAAAGGAAAUUCAAGAUUGCAUCGUUGAACGUCUAAAAGAUUUUACGGGUACAACCAAUCCAGCCAUACACCGGCAAAUUGUGCGUUUACCUUUGGGCGUUGCUGCACUACUCAAGGCACAGCCAUCAUUGAUUUCAUCAGCAGUGCGUGCAUUCUGUGAACGUGAUUCAAUUGACUUAAAAGCUUGUCGUUCAAUGCGUUAUUUUCCACCCGAGCAAUGCGUUCGUUGUAGUGUUCGUUUUACACGUUGUCUCUACGCCAUGCUAAUGCAUACUGAUUACAAACCCGAUCGAAAGGUUGGCUGGCAACUGGAUUUUAAUACAAAUUCGGAGCAAUACAAAGAGCAAAUUAUAGGUAUCAAAAUAGCUUGUGGUUUUGAAAUACUGGCAUCACAGGCUAAGAGUGCUGAUCAAGCAGAAAAUGAACCCGCCUGGCGUGCAUAUGUAAAUAAUUUGUCAUCAAAAGGGUAUUUUAAAGAAAAUUUAGAGGGUUCAGAGGAGUAUAAAAGGCUUUUUAGUGAUGCACGUACAUACUUUACCAAAAAUAAAGAACGUUUCCGAACAGCUCCCUUAGUGGGACGAGAAAUUCUUCAUUUGUUACAAAGCAUGGAAAUAUCUGCCGAUCUCUUUAGUGAUGAGGAAAACAAUUUAGAACCAAGUGAUUCAGAUGAUUGGUUAAACAUUAGCGCCGAUCAAUUGGAUGCAAUGCUCAUAGAACGUUAUGGCCCUAAAAAAUUAUAUAAGCCAAAUGGUGACAUAAACGCCGACGAAUUCACAAGAAAUAUUGCCGAUUUCCUUGAAAAAGAAUCGUUAUACGAAGGUAUUGGUGAUGAUGACGACGAGGACGAAGGCGAUGACACAGAAUCAGAAUCGGAAGAAAUUGAAAGUGCGGCAAGUUCAAAUAGAAAAACAAAAGAUGAAUCGAAAACAAAAGUUAGAAAAAAUCACUCCAUGCGCAAAGCUUGCAAUCGUAAUUCAAUUAUUAAAGAAAAAGCAAAGGAGAACACCAAUCAAAAAAAUAAAAGUUGCGAGUCUGAAGAUAGCACACAUGUACGAAACUUUUUGGAUUUCGUUAUACCCGAAGAUAAGUGGGACUCCAAUUCCGAAAUGAGUGAUUACGAAGAUGACGAUAAUUUAGAGCAUAAUUUCGAAGCAAUGUCGAAAUCGGAUAAGAACAUAGAUAAGCGUAUCAAAAAGUAUAUGGACCAAAUGGAUAAAGAGUUGGCCAAUACUACAAUUGGAAAGAGUUUUGAAAAUAAAAACGCAACCAAAGGAACUGAUGAUGAUUUUGAUGAUAUCGAAACUUUUCAACCCAUCAAUAUAAACGUUAACACUUUAAAAAAUAUAGUAGCUAGUUACAAAUCACAAUUGGGUGGACCAGGACCAGUUUCGAAUUUGUUGAACGCAAUGGGUGUGGGUAUGUCAACCACGACCGCACUGGACAGUGACGAUGAUGAAGCGGACGAAGCGUUAAAAGAGUCUAGAGUGUAAAUUAAAUUUAUGCACUUUUGAGUGUGUUAUUUACAUCUCUUUCCACUCUUCCAAUAUGUUUGCAUAUGAGUACUUAUUGCAAAAACUUUUGCGCACAUCUAAAAAUUGUAACCAUUUCAUUAACUAUAAGAUGUCCCAAUCAAAGUCAAAUGUAAGCCCAUAUCCUACAAAUGAAUUUAUCGAAAAAUACAUCUUUUGAAGAAUACAUUUUGAGCAAACAUUAUAUAAUAUAAUUAACAUGCAAUUAUUUAUUUGUUCAUAAUAAGACGAAUGAAAGAAAAAAUGUCAUCAAUUUGAAAGAAAUAGCCUUGAAUAAACCUAAUCUUGCACCACAUA